Molecule: messenger RNA, 999 nt
Organism: Exophiala spinifera
Lineage: Eukaryota; Fungi; Ascomycota; Eurotiomycetes; Chaetothyriales; Herpotrichiellaceae
Exons: 1
Coding region: 1-999 (332 amino acids)
Source: RefSeq, a predicted model, not a curated record
AUGGGCGGAAUACUAACGCAGCGGUUCGUGCGACUCCCGUACCCAACGACGUCCUUCUCCGGCCAGACGGUCAUCGUGACAGGAAGCAACACGGGGCUGGGCAAGGAAGCGGCCCGGCACUUUGCACGGCUCGGGGCCGCCAAGAUCAUCCUCGCCGUCCGCAACACGGACGCAGGCACGGCGGCGAAGCAGGACAUUGAAUCCACGACGCACUGCGACCCGUCGGUGAUCGAAGUGUGGCACCUGGACCUGGCGUCGUACGAGUCGGUGCGGGCGUUCGCCAGACGAGCCACGGCGGACCUGGCGCGGGUCGACGUGCUGAUGGAGAACGCCGGGGUGGCCAAGCUCACGUGGGACGUGGUCGAGGGCCACGAGCGCACCAUCACGGUCAACGUGCUGUCGACGUUCCUGCUCGCCUUCCUCAUGCUGCCCAAGCUGCGCGCCACGGCGGAAAAGUUCGAGACCACGCCGACCCUGACCGUCGUCUCGAGCGAGGUGCACGCCAUGACCAAGUUCCCCGAGUGGAACGACCCGGACCACGCCAACACCUUCGACGCGCUCGACGACCAGUCCAAGACCAACUUCAGGGAGCGGUACCCGACGAGCAAACUCCUCGAGGUCCUCGUCAUCCGCGCCAUGGUGGACAGGAUGCGGAAGCGAGAGAAGAAGGGACGGACCGAGAAACAACCGGCCGUCACCGUCAACUACCUCAACCCGGGCCUGUGCCACUCCGAGCUCGCGCGCGAGGGCGGGCUGAGGUUCACCGUCCUCAAGUUCCUGUUCGCCCGCUCCACCGAGGUGGGCAGCCGGACCCUGUUGGCCGCCGCCGCCGCCGGGCCCGGGAGCCACGGCAGGUACAUGACCGACGCCGAGGUCGACGACGGCGCCCUGUCCUCGUUCGUCCGGAGCGAGGACGGGAAGAGGGCCUCGGAGAAGGUGUGGAGGGAGCUGGUCGAGAUACUGGAAAAGGCCGAACCCGGCGUCACCGACAACUUGUGA